This is a messenger RNA of Anisakis simplex (herring worm), 618 nucleotides long. Lineage: Eukaryota; Metazoa; Nematoda; Chromadorea; Rhabditida; Anisakidae. The record is from the annotation of a GenBank genome assembly.
AUGGACGAAGCAGAGGAGAACGGCAAAGAGCGUUCAUCAAAAGAUGAUACGUCAAAGGUUUCGUUAACCAGCCAGUCAACGUACCUUUGGAAUGGUCCAUCAGCAAACCAGUUCAUCGUCUCCAAGGCGCCUCCAACGAUCCGUUAUAUCCAGAAUUUCAUAACACCAGAGGAGGAGCAGUUGUUUUUGUCGGAGAUCUAUUCUGCGCCGAAACCGAAGUGGCAACAGCUCCUGAAUAGGCGUCUUCAGAAUUGGGGUGGUAUCGUCGGUAGAAAAUCACUCAUACCUGAUGACAAUAUCCCUGAGUGGUUAAAUUUCUUAAUCAACAAACUGAUGUCACUUCCGGAUGCAUUUCCAUCUGAACAUCGUCCCAAUCAUGUUCUUAUCAACGAAUAUCAACCUGGCCAAGGUAUUAUGAAGUGUGCAAAAAAGGAAUCACGGUACGCGGGUUCAAUGCUACUUGAACGUCGCAGUCUUUUGCUAGUGUCUGAUGAAGCCUACACGUACUAUUUGCAUGAGAUUGAUGAAAGAUCCUCUGACGAAGUAACCGAAGAUGUUUUCAAUCAAAAUGUUUCAAAUGUCGAAAUCGGCCAACGCAUUGAUCGUCAGUUGAGGUAG